AGCGGGGCGGGGGCACCGGAGCCGCCUCCCCCCGGGCGGCACCGCCGAGCGCCCCGGAGCAUCCUCGGCAUUCCCGGGGAUCCGCUCCGCCCGGAGCAUCCUCGGCAUUCCCGGGGGACCCGCUCCGCCCGGAGCAUCCUCGGCAUUCCCGGGAGAUCCGCUCCGCCCGGAGGCUCCGCGGGGGUUCCAGCGGAUCCGCUCCGCUCCGGACAGAGGCUCCGUGCGGCUCCCGGGGUCCGCUCCUGCCGCGGUUCGGUUCCGCCGCCGCUCCGGUCCCGCUCCCCGCCAUGAGCUCCGCGCCCUGCCCCUCCCGGGAGCCGCCCCGGUACCUCAGGCAGCCAGGCGGAGGCGGAGGCCAUGGAGAAGGAGCUGCUGGAGGAUUAUCGCUUCGGGCGGCAGCAGCUGAUCGAGAUCUGGGGACACGCCUGUGCCGUGGCUGUCACCAAGGCGUUCCCGCUGCUGUCGCUGCGGCGCAGGCAGCCCACGCUGCUGGUGGCGUGCGGGCCGGCGCAGCACGGGGCCAUCGGGCUGGUGUGCGCCCGCCACCUGCGCAGCUUUGAUUACGAGCCCACCAUCUUCUACCCCAAGCGCUCCCCGGACCCGCUGCACCGCGACUUCACCACGCAGUGCGAGAAGAUGGACAUCCCCUUCCUGUCCUACCUGCCCGCCGAGGUGCAGCUCAUCAACGACGCCUACAACGCCGUGGUGGACGCGGUGCUGGGAGCCGAGGUGGCCGAGGGGACAGAGCCGUGCGCGGCCAUCCUGGCCACCCUCAAGCACGUCCGCAUCCCCAUCGUCAGCCUGGAUGUCCCCUCAGGCUGGGCAGCCGGCGCUGGUGGCAGCGGUGACAUCCGGCCGGACGUGCUGGUGUCGCUGGCGGCCCCCAAGGAGGUGGCGCGGCGCUUCCAGGGACGGCGACAUUUCCUGGCCGGGCGCUUCGUGCCCGAGGAGCUGCGGCGGAAAUUCGGGAUCGGCCCCCGGCAGUACCCGGGCAGCGACUGCGUGGUGGCCCUGUGACCCCAAAACAGAGCUGGGACCCCAAAACACACCUGGGACCCCAAAAUAAACCCCUGGGACCCCAAAACACUCCUGGGACCCCAAAAUAAACCUCUGGGACCCCAAAACACACCUGGGACCCCAAAAUAAACACCUGGGACCCCCAAAAUUAACCCCUGGGACCCCAAAACACACCUGGGACCCCAAAACACACCUGGGACCCCAAAAUAAACACCUGGGACCCCAAAAAUUAACCCCUGGGACCCCAAAACACACCUGGGACCCCAAAACACGCCUGGGACCCCAAAACACUCCUGGGACCCCAAAAAUUAACCCCUGGGACCCCAAAACACCCCUGGGACCCCAAAAUAAACCCCUGGGACCCCAAAACCCCUGUGACCCCAAAAAACACCUGGGACCCCAAAAAACCUCCAGGACCCCAAAUAAAGCCCUGGGACCCCAAAAGCCCCUGGUGGUGGCCCUGUGACCACCACAAAAUACCCCUGGGACUCCAGAGAAACUCCUGGGACCCCAAAAACCCCCUGGGACCCCAAAAAACCCUUUCUGGCCCUGGGACCCCUGAAAUAAAGCCCUGGUGGCCCUGGGACCCCAAAAUAAACCCUGGGACCCCAAAAUAAACCCCUGGGACCCUAAAGAAACCCUCUGCUGUCUCUGGAACCCCAAAUAAAGCAGUGGCAGUCCUGUGACCCCAAAAAA
This is a messenger RNA of Passer domesticus (house sparrow), 1713 nucleotides long. RefSeq names its product YjeF N-terminal domain containing 3 (gene YJEFN3). Gene Ontology annotation, cellular component: mitochondrion. The transcript has 6 exons. Bases 358 to 1017 code for a protein of 219 amino acids. Lineage: Eukaryota; Metazoa; Chordata; Aves; Passeriformes; Passeridae. The record is from RefSeq and is a predicted model, not a curated record. Gene Ontology annotation, molecular function: NAD(P)HX epimerase activity.